AUGAGUCAUAUGUUUAAUUUGCCUGUACCGCCCUACCAACAAGUACUUUUGGUAGAGGAUUACAGUAGCUCAUGGAUAGGAACAAUGCACGUCACCAAUAUAUAUUCCAGCAAUGGUUAUAAUCCGUUCAAUGCGCUCAAUCCAUUCUUCAAUCAGUGGAAUCCAUUCUCGGGCGGAUGGUUUGGUCCCUAUUGGCUAGAAAACAUAACUCAGCAUAUUGAAAAAGCUAUUAACGAGAGUAUGAAGGCAUUUGGUGGUGGUGGUAUUGGUGGAACAACUAUAUCUACGAUCGAACGGAGUCACGACGGUCACGGCGACCAUCGGUGGGAAAGCAAUACACAGCCACUUUUCCGGGAGGCAGCUCCAUCUCGACCAUGA
This is a messenger RNA of Ostertagia ostertagi, 378 nucleotides long. The record is from the annotation of a GenBank genome assembly. Lineage: Eukaryota; Metazoa; Nematoda; Chromadorea; Rhabditida; Trichostrongylidae.